Messenger RNA from Diplodia corticola, 1128 nucleotides. RefSeq names its product 2og-fe oxygenase. The record is from RefSeq and is a predicted model, not a curated record. The transcript has 3 exons. NCBI's taxonomy places the organism in Eukaryota, Fungi, Ascomycota, Dothideomycetes, Botryosphaeriales, Botryosphaeriaceae. Bases 1 to 1128 code for a protein of 375 amino acids.
AUGGUGGGCGUGAACAACCAGACUUUCACCACGAUUCCCACGCUCGACCUCUCUCUCGCCGACUCGCCGAGGAGCAAGCGUCUUCUGCUGUCGGAGCUGCGCAAUGCCUUGGUCGUCGUCGGCUUCUUCUACCUGACCAGCACCGAGAGAUGGAUCAAGCCCGAGACGAAGAGCCGCUUCGUUGAGAAGUCCAUCGAGGUGUGCAACAUGCCGAUGGAGAAGAAGCUCGAGAUCGACAUGAUCAACAGCAAGCAUUUCCUCGGAUACUCGAGAAUGGGGUGCGAGAGAACCGCUCGCAAGAUUGAUCACCGCGAAAUGUUCGACUUCCUAUCCCCCCUGCCGGCACCGGGGCCAGAUGACCCGGUGUACCUGAACGUCCAAGGUCCAAAUCAGUGGCCGGACAGCCAAACGGUUCCGGGCUUCCGAGAGGCGCUCGAGACAUACCUCGCGGAAGUGGGCGAGCUGGGGCACUUCAUGCGCGACCUGGUGGCGGAAGCGCUGGAGCUCGACCCGGGCAACCUGGCCAGCUUCUUCAACGACCCGCCGCGCAACAAGGUGUCGCUGCUCAAGUACCCGGAGCCGGACCCCACGACCGAGUGCCAGGGCGUGGGCUCGCACAAGGACGGCGGCUUCCUCACCUACCUCCUGCAGGCGACGCCGCACGCGGGGCUGGAGGCGCAGAACAAAAAGGGCGAGUGGAUCGCCGUGCCGCCGCGGCCGGACGCCCUCGUCGUCAACGUCGGCCGCUCGCUCGAGGCCAUCACCCACGGCGUGUGCACCGCCACCACCCACCGCGUCAACCUGCACCCGAGCCACUUCGAGGACCCAACCGCCACCGCCCGCUCCCUGGGGCCCCGCUACUCGUUCCCAGUCUUCCAGACGCUGAAGCUCGACCUGUCCACCGAGAAGCUGCUGUCGCUGCGCCUGCCCGCCCACGUCGCCCGCCUGGUCGCCGACGAGCACGUCAAGUCGGACGCCGAGGCUUAUUUUGCCACCUACCACCGCCAGAACCCGGGCAUUGGCAUCUUCACCGCUCGUCUGACCAGUCACCCCGACGUGGGCAGGCGGUGGUAUCCCGAAAUCGCGGCCCAGGUCUUGAAGGGGCAGGCGGCGUUUGGCGGCGUGUAG